Quercus robur (English oak) is the source of this 1061-nucleotide messenger RNA. RefSeq lists its product as uncharacterized. The transcript has 3 exons. Lineage: Eukaryota; Viridiplantae; Streptophyta; Magnoliopsida; Fagales; Fagaceae. The coding region runs from base 172 to 1035 and encodes 287 amino acids. The record is from RefSeq and is a predicted model, not a curated record.
CUUGUUGUGAAAAUUUAAUAGAGGUUCAUGAGUCCGUAGGAAGUCUUGAUAAGCUUGAAAUCUGGAACCUCAAUAGCUGCAUAAAACUCGAGAUUCUUCCAAGCCGCCUCAUGCUGAGAUCUCUUAAAUGUUUUGAUCUAAGUUGAGAAGUUUCCUAGUAUUCACCCAGAAAUGAAAUGUUUGGAGGAUUUAUUUAUGACUAAUAGUGGCAUUAGAGAAUGGCCUUUAUCGUUGACGCAUCUCACCAAAAGGCUUAUCCACUUAGAGCUAUCAAACAAUGAAAACCUUGGGAAUUUUCUGGAUAGCCCCAAUAAAAUGCAACUGGUUAAGGAAAUAGAUAUCCCCACUGCCAAUUCCUUUGAUGGGUUUCUGUGCUUGAGAGCUCUGCAUCUCAACUAUUGUGAUGAAUUAUAUUUUCAUUACUUCCCCCAAUUGGGAUGUCUUCAUAUAUUUGACUCCAAUAUUGUUAGUAUUCCCGAGAGCAUUAGCAGAUUUCCUAAAUUAGAAAAGAUUUACAUCAAAAAUUGUAAGCAGCUUCGGCAGAUUCCAAUGCUUCCACAAUCUGUAAGACAUGUGGUGGUAAAGAAAUGCCCGUUGUUGGAUCCACAAUCAUCAAGCAGAUUAUUGAAUCAGUUUGGAGAAAUUCUAGGGAUUCUACCGAAUAGAGUCCAUGAAGGUGCAAGAAGCAACAUGUUAAUUCAGUGCUUCGACUCUGAGCCUGAUUAUCUUGUACUUCCAGGAACAGAGAUUCCAAAGUGUUUGAAAUUCAACCAUCAGAGUUUUGGAAAUUCUUUAUCUUUCUGGGUUGGUCAAAAUUUUCCAAAAAUAGCUAUCUGUAUUGCUUUUCGAUCAGCAGAGGCAUAUCUAGACAAAAUUUGUUGUGUUAAGAUUUCCAUCAAUGGUUGUAAACAAGAAUUCAAUUGCCUAUGUACGGAAGAAAGUUCUGAGGAACUGUGGUUAUUUUCUAAAUCUCUUGGGCAAUUGAAUAAACCAAAUCUAUCUGAACAGAAUCACAUUGAGGUUGAGGUUAUAUGAAAAAUCAAGGGCCUCAAUAAUAGUUG